Gordionus sp. m RMFG-2023 is the source of this 1281-nucleotide messenger RNA. RefSeq names its product mutS protein homolog 5-like. NCBI's taxonomy places the organism in Eukaryota, Metazoa, Nematomorpha, Gordioida, Chordodea, Parachordodidae. The transcript has 15 exons. Bases 1 to 1281 code for a protein of 426 amino acids. Gene Ontology annotation, biological process: chiasma assembly; mismatch repair. Gene Ontology annotation, molecular function: ATP binding; ATP-dependent DNA damage sensor activity; mismatched DNA binding. The record is from RefSeq and is a predicted model, not a curated record. Gene Ontology annotation, cellular component: nucleus.
AUGAUAAAAGGAACUAUUGCCACUAAUAAUAUGGUUAUCAAACACGCGGAGCAUCCCACUCACAGUCUGUGGCCAUUACUUUUAGAAAUACUUAAAAAUAAUGGGCGAAAAAUGAUAAAUAGAAAUGGCAUAAUUUCUAUCAAUUUUGAUGAAUCACUAAAAGAUAUAGAAUACACAAUGUUGAGUUUGAUUGAUUUUAAUAAAUGUCGAAAAGAGAAAAAGAUGUACAUAAACAAAGGAAUAAAUAGCUCAUUGGAUGAAAAAACUGAACAACUCAAUAGUAUCCCAGAAUUUUUGACUCACGUUGCAAGAGAAGAAAUCGAAAAAUUAUCGGAAAUAUCAUGCGAAUGUAAUGUCAUAUUUAUAGCACAACUAGGGUAUUUAUUAGCUAUUCCAACGAGUCAAGAAGUUGUAAAUAAUAGUAUGAUGUAUAAUGGACUAGAAUUAAAAUUCGUGAACAAAAGCUAUGCCCAUUACAAAAAUGAGAGGAUGCGAAAACUAGAUGAAGAGUUGGGGGACAUAAAUAAGGAUAUUAAUGAUAUUCAAUUAAACAUUCUUCAUCAAUUAGAAAACACAAUAUUGAAAAAAUAUGAAUUAUUGGGUAUCAUUGCUGAUAUUGUAGCAGAGUUGGAUUGUUUGAUAGCUUUAUCGAUAAGUGCCAAAGAAUUUGCGUUGUGCAAACCAUUGAUAACAAACAAAAAUAUUAUAUGUAUCGAAAAUGGAAGGCAUUUAUUACAAGAAAUCUGCACUACUCAAAUAGUGCCAAAUUCAACAUAUAGCACAGAAGAUGAAGGAAAUAAUUUUAAAACUAAUUCAAUCAUGGGAAAUUCAAAUAUGUCUUCUUCGACUAAAUCUAGCUCUGUUUGUCAUGAUUCACAAAAUAUACUAUAUUCUUCUAUAAAUGAUAAGAAUUUUCUUAAGAAUAGUCUUACUAAGAAUGAUUGCGAAUGUGAAUUAGACAAAAUAUCUUAUUCGAAUAAUGGUAAAAAGGUUAAAAUAAUAACUGGCGCUCAUGGAAGCGGUAAAAGCAUAUAUUUGAAACAAAUCGGUUUAAUUGUAUUUAUGGCGCAUAUUGGGAGCUUUGUACCGGCCUCUUUGGCAGAGAUAGGUGUAAUAGAUCAAAUAUUUACUCGCAUAUAUUCUUAUGAUUCUGUAUCAUUAAAUUAUUCAAUGUUUAUGAUGGAUAUAUCGAAGGUAAGUCAGGCAAUAAAUAAUGGUACUGAAAAAUCGUUAGUUUUAUUGGAUGAAAUUGGAAAGGGGACCAUUCCAACAUCUGUCUAG